AUGUAAUAAGGAGAAGAAACAUAAGAGAAAAAAGAAAAUGAAAUAUCUCACAAUAUUUCUGUAUAGAAUUUGAUGGACAAGAUAAAAAUUAUAUUAAUAAUGAGAUAGCUAAAAGAAGAUAGUAUUCCUAUUGAGAUUAUUCCAAAUCUUUAUUUAGGUUGUUUAGGAUGUGCAUUAAAUAAAAAGAAACUAUUAGAAAGUAUAUUUCAAAGAUAUUAUAUAUAGCAAACAUGAAAUAUAUUUUAUCUGCUUGUGAAAUGCCAAAGGCGCCAUUUUCUAAUGAUUUUACAUCUUUGAUAAUAAAUAUCAAUGAUAGUGUAGAUCAAGAUAUAAAAUCAAAAUUUGAUGAAUCAAAUACAUUCAUUGAAAAUGCCUUAAAUUCUUAAUAGAAUAUUCUUGUUCAUUGGUAUAAAUGAUAAAUAUAUCAGUUUUGCUGGAAAAUCAAGAUCAACUACUUUCAUUAUUGCAUAUUUAAUUAAGAAUCAUAAAAUGACUGUUAAUGAUGCUCUUGAAUUAGUAAAAACUAAAAGACCAAUAGCUUAACCAAAUGCAGGAUUCAUGAAACAACUUCAGUAAUAUUAUGAUACAUUAUACAAUAAUAAUAUUGAUUAGAAACAGUAAGAAUGA
Messenger RNA from Paramecium pentaurelia, 627 nucleotides. The record is from the annotation of a GenBank genome assembly. Lineage: Eukaryota; Ciliophora; Oligohymenophorea; Peniculida; Parameciidae.